UUCCCCUGCUCCUCCAGAGAAAAACCCUUAUAUAAUAAGGAACGCUAGGUAGCAUUCCCACAGCAAUCAUUUAUUUCAUUUCGUCACAGAAGACGUUUAUUACUAUUUGCAGGCCUUUUUUCCUGUUUCAUUUUUCCUUAGUUUAUAGAGAAUGAGUUAUUACAAUCAGCAACAGGCCCCUGUUGGAUCUCCUCCUACACAAGGGUAUCCUCCAGUUGGGUAUCCACAGGCUUAUCCUCCACCACCACAGGGCUAUCCUCCAGCUGGGUAUCCCCAGGGGGGUUACCCUCCCCAGGGAGGACCCCCACCUCCACCUCAAACACAAUCUAGAGGCGAUGGCUUUUGGAAAGGAUGUUGUGCUGCCCUCUGCUGCUGUUGUGUGUUAGAGGAAUGCUGCUUUUGAGUUGGAACAGAAAUUUGCUUAGAUGGGAUGAUGGAAUAUGGAUGUAGGAUUACUUGGCUCAAAAUUAAUUCUUUGUUCAGCUUUGCUUGGGGCCCAUUUUUAGGCAUAUUCAUUGUUUUGUAUUGAAUUUCCUUCGGUUAGAGGAUUCCUGGGCUUUGACUGUCUAGUGGAGUAUACUUGUAAUAUAUUUU
Messenger RNA from Cryptomeria japonica (Japanese cedar), 594 nucleotides. RefSeq names its product cysteine-rich and transmembrane domain-containing protein WIH2-like. Bases 152 to 403 code for a protein of 83 amino acids. The transcript is spliced from 3 exons. Gene Ontology annotation, cellular component: plasma membrane. The record is from RefSeq and is a predicted model, not a curated record. NCBI's taxonomy places the organism in Eukaryota, Viridiplantae, Streptophyta, Pinopsida, Cupressales, Cupressaceae.